Nematostella vectensis (starlet sea anemone) is the source of this 4026-nucleotide messenger RNA. Its product is annotated as anoctamin-7. Gene Ontology annotation, cellular component: plasma membrane. Gene Ontology annotation, molecular function: protein dimerization activity; chloride channel activity. Lineage: Eukaryota; Metazoa; Cnidaria; Anthozoa; Actiniaria; Edwardsiidae. The transcript has 18 exons. Gene Ontology annotation, biological process: chloride transmembrane transport. The coding region runs from base 744 to 3719 and encodes 991 amino acids. The record is from RefSeq and is a predicted model, not a curated record.
GAAUGUUAGAAUUUCUCUUUGUAAAUACUUUGAUUCUAAAAACUAUCAGUCUAUAUAAUGACCGAAAGUGAUAACCUCAGUGCAUUUGUUUACAUAUGACAAGCUGGAAUAUUCUUAUCAAACCAUGAUCUGAUAAUUAUUCCCUGCUCUGGCUUUUGUUAUGCAAAUGUCCCUGUGUUUACGUGGUUGUCGAGGCAGCGACUCCUAGGAGGGAAAGCAAAUUUAAGCAGACUGAAUCCUCCGUACUCGAUCUACAAACCAAUUCAAAUAUUGAUGUGAUUAGAGUAGUAAAACUGCAGUGGAAUGCAGUGAAAUUUCAGAUGAGAUUGGAAUCCUCACGAGGGAAGGCUUCAUUCAUUCUCCGAACGAAGAACGAACAUAGAAACAACUAGCACGCUACUUGAGACCGCAAGCCGUGGAUUACUAAAAAAAGAUUUAUUGUCGCUUCAUUCUACGCUUUCUUGCAGUACUAGAUAUAUUGGAUAUCAUCACUGCUAGGGGAACUGGGAUCAAAAGUACCUAUGAACUCGAGUUCGUUUCAUCCACAAAGUGUGUGUGAACUGCAGAUGUAUUUGUCUCAUCAAUUCUUCAACUAAUAGCCACUUCAUUCUCGUCAUCUCUUUGUUUUGAUCGCCCACUCGCAUGUUACAUUGUACAGAUAAUCAAAGACCUGGUUUUAUAUUUUUAUCUUAGUGGUUGGCAAAUUAUUUAGUUAUUUACAGCGACAAAGGAUGAAAUAGAUAAUGGAACUUGAGGAAAGAGAAACAAAGGAAAGGGCCAUUACUAUUGAGGAUGAAGAAAGUGAAAGGCCAAGCUCAGUACACGUCGAUCAUCUAAACCAAAGCUCCCAAAGCUAUACGUUUAGAGGAAGUCAAGAACAUCACCUGCCAAGCAUACGCAAUAUUGGCACAAAUAAAGAAGUUCUUCCUAUUAUCGACCACGCAAUUCCCACUAGAGAACUAAGUUCUCUACCAAAAACUACAGAGGAACAACCUGACAAAGUGAAAAAGAAAAAGAAGAAAAGAAAACAUGUUAGAAUGAAGGAAGACGAAGGUGAAGAGGAGAAUUUCGGGUACAAUUAUGAAAAUCUUAAAGAACUUAAUGAUGAGGUAAUUUCAUCUGGUAGAAGUAGUGGACAAAAGUUGAUAAGAAUUGAUGAGGACAUUCAUGAACGAGAACCAAGCCCUGAGGAAGGUAAAAAAGAUAUCAGGAGGGAAGCCAUAGAGCUGGCACUGAAGGGAAAAGAUAAUGGCGUUAGAGAGAAAGCAUGGCAUUAUGAUUAUGUUCUUGUGCACAAAACAGGUGAUAAUAAUAAUUCACAUGAACGGCUGAGAGCCAUCUUUGAAAAGAAGCUAUCAAAAGAAGCGUUCAAGAUUGAAAAGAAGUACACCAUAGAGUACACGUUUACUGUGUUCCACUGUCCAUUUGAGAGGUUGUGCGUUGAGGCAGAGAAUGUUGUUCUGGAGAUGCCACUUGCUGGGUAUGAAGUCCCUGAAGCACCAAGCCGUGGCUUUCUACGUCGCCUGUUAGACAAAUUUAAGACUGAUACUGAAGUUGACUUUGUCAGUGCACCUUUUUGUGUGUCUAAAAAGAGUAUCUAUGAAGGCAUUGAUAAUCCUGAUACUUUCUUCAGACCUGCAUUACGAUCCUUGCUUGUGGAUCACAUUCUAAAAAGUAUUGAUAUCAGAGAUAAAGAGACCAGGGUUCUUGGACAAAAUCGCCAGGGUCUUCGAUAUCUGCUUCUUGAAGGAGCAUAUAAGGAUGCCUUCAUUCUUCAUGAGAAAUCUAGUCUGGAUCCAAAGUUUCCACUUCCUGAUUUGGGGGAUGAUGGAACAUAUUUGUGGGGACAAGAUAUUUCAGACCCAAGAAAAUUUCUUGACAAUACAUGGCUGAAGGUUUUCAAGUUCCAGCCUUUGUGGAAGGUUAAGAACUACUUUGGGGAGCAGAUUGCAUUGUAUUUCGCCUGGUUAGGUUCGCUGACAUUUUCCCUGAUCAUUCCGAUGCUUCUUGGACUUGCAAUCUUUUUGUGGGGGCUUAUUGUAGCUGUGAAUGAGAGCCCUCUAAGAACCCCUAAUGCAACUGCCAGCACCAUCAUCAACAAGUGGGCGAAGAAGGCAUUUGAUAACAAUGCCACACCCUACUUUGCACUCAUCAUAUGUUUGUGGGGGACGAUAUUUCUAGAGUUGUGGAAGCGUACAACAGCUCGGCUAGCAUACCAGUGGGAUGUGGACAUGUAUGAAGAGCAGGAACCAAAUAGACCUCAGUUCUAUGGCACCAAAAUCAAACCGGACCCUGUUACUGGAGAGGAAGAGCCUUUUUACCCAUUUGCUCGCAGAGUGUGGAAAAUGAGUGGUUCAUUUGGCAUUUUACUUCUGAUGGUAUGUCUGGUACUUGCUAGUCUGGUCGGAGUUAUCAUUUACCGGAUCAUCGCUAGGGUAGACUUUUUCGCCAAGGAAGGGCUUCUGGGGCCAACAUUAGCAAGUUUGACGUCUACAUUUCUAAACACGUGCUCAAUCAUGUUCAUGGGCAAGGUUUAUCAAGUUCUUGCCAACAAACUUACGGAUUGGGAAAACCACCGGACUCAAACAUCCUAUGAUGACGCUCUGAUAAUCAAGUUAUUCGGCUUCCAAUUCGUCAACUCGUACACGUCGCUCUUCUAUAUCGCCUUUUUCAGGCAGCAGACUGCGAAGGACGGCAUUCUUGAUUUGGGCGCCGAGUAUAAUGACUCGUGUGGGCCUAGUAAUGAUUGCAUGACACUCCUCUCCUUGCAAGUAGCCAUGCUCAUGAUCAUGAAGCCCCUGCCCAAGACCAUCACGGACAUUAUACUGCCUUGGUUAAAGCGCAUGUGGCGUCAGGGAUGCUGUUGCUGCAGGAGUAAUAAGGUGGAAGAAGCAGGCGAAGUCAACAGUGAGAUCGAAGACUUCCUGACUUACGAGAUGCAGAAGGAACCGCUUGGUGACUUUACCCUCUCCGAGUACACGGAAAAAGUUUUGCAGUAUGGGUUUCUAAUGCUGUUCGCCGCCGCGUUCCCGCUGGCCCCGCUGAUAGCACUCUUGUCCAAUUUGAUUGACAUGAAGAUCGACGCUCGAAGGUUACUCUGGGUAAAUCGUAGACCCAUCGCCUACCGUGCCGAGGAUAUAGGUAUGUGGUUCGGUAUCUUGGAAUUCCUGAAUAUUGUGGGUGUGGUCACAAACGGCUUCCUGGUCACCUUCACCUCAGAUUACGGCAAAAACUGGGAGGAAUACAGUAACGUGUCUACCUCCAAUACCACCCUCGACCCCACCACCAACACUACCAUUAUAAUGACAAAGGAAAUAACCCUCAGUCGCUUAUGGCUGCUAAUUGGAUUUGAGCAUAUCGUGUUCACCAUCAAAUACCUGAUCCAGUGGUUAAUCCCUGAUGUUCCCGCAGACGUGAGACUUGCGCAGAGGAGGGAAAAGCAUCAUGUUGCAAACAUCCUCUCGCGCGCAGGCGUACGCAAAGGCCCGGGCAAGAAACUCACACAGUCAACCGGCACAUACCGCAGGCUCACGUCUAGAGAGGAUAACACUAAGGAUGAGCCCGUAGUACAGAAUUCAGCGGGUGUACCAGUCUCUCCCGGGGCCCCGGAGACAAAUCCGCGGCGAGACAGGCAGCCCGGUGUAGGAGUUUUACUAGACCCUUUGCCUACAAGCUACACAUCAAAAGUGAAAAACGACAUGGUGCAUAAACUUGUCUAGGAUAGCUUUUUUAUACAUUUUAAGUAGGAAUACUAUUUCGGAUUUUACAGUUCAAAUAAUGUAGCAAAUAUAUUUAUGGUAAAAACCAUUUAGAUAUAACAUGUCACGAAAAACCCGAGGGAAUUAAUGGGAUGGUUUUGUAAAAGCACAAAUAAAUAUAAUAGUAUAACAAACAUCUAUAAACUGUACAUAAACUAUAUCUUACAUGUGCGCAUAAAACAUUCACCUAGAUGUAUACUAUCAUAAAAUGGCAUGCACGAUGUAUUUUUUAUACAAAAAUAGAGAUAAUAAAAGUUUUGAAAUAUAA